Messenger RNA from Cercospora beticola, 1985 nucleotides. RefSeq lists its product as uncharacterized. Lineage: Eukaryota; Fungi; Ascomycota; Dothideomycetes; Mycosphaerellales; Mycosphaerellaceae. The record is from RefSeq and is a predicted model, not a curated record. Gene Ontology annotation, cellular component: nucleus. Gene Ontology annotation, molecular function: protein binding.
CAAAUCGCAGUGAGGUACGACCAUGGAUGAGUACAAGACGUCAAUUGCCAACGUCGAUACGGCACUCAAUAGGCUGAAGCAUACGUUGGCAUCCUUCGAGCUGUCUGCCUCUUCGGCUCAAAAGUCGAGCACUCCACGGACUGAAAGCAUUCCUGCUCACAAUCGCGAGAGCGACCAGCCCACUGACGGCAAAAUACAAUGCUCAAUCUCUUCAAAUGCUACGUCAUCUUGUCCGGAGUCGAUGCUCACACUGCGAGCAUCUCGCCAGUAUCCGGAGAAACAUGUCAAAGGCAGCGCCAGGCUGGCCGAGCUAGAAAAGAGCUUCCAUUAUGUUGCCGAAAAUCCAUACUCGAUACCCGCGCAUGUUCUGAUAGCUAGCGAAUAUCUUGGCCUUGGCUAUCCGGAUCUAGCUUCUGGGGCUGCGUACAAGGCACUUUUGCUCUCCGAUGCGCUCGAAAACGAUGCCGAAGAAUAUCAUGAUGAGGCUUGUGAAGCUCUGAAGACGAUUAUUCAGGGUCAGCCACUUGAGGAGCGUAUCAAAAUCAUUCGACAAGCAAUGGAUGCCGGCAUUCAGAACGGCGGUGUGUCCCCUGAGCUGGAUCCCGCGCUUGACAUUGAGAUCACACUCUGGUUGAAAGUGCACUAUUUAUUGAUCAUCUAUCGCAUCUUGGCGCGCAGCCUCUUGCUUUGUUCAUGUUACCGGACUGCUCAUUCAUAUGCACAGCAGGGGCUCUCCCUCUAUUCGGACGAUGAAGAGCUGAGCGAUCUUCGCCAAAAGAUACGCAGUGAGGUCACAAGACUUCAUGGCGCUCAGCUUGAGGACUCUCCAAACGAAUGGCCCGACCAUGGCCUUGUGCGUCGAGAACUUUACCCCUGGAACGAUCGAGAGCCUGACCGCAUUGCCGACCUUGACCAAAUCAACAUGCUUAUGAACGAUGUGUCCGACAAACUUGAAGUUCGUGCAGUAGAUUUGCCAGCGCUGACCGGCGAUACCGAUGGGACUGUGAUGCAGCUCGGUGUCUUUGCGAAAGCUGACAUCCAGCCAGGCGAAAUCGUCUUGAACGAGACAUCCCUCCUGACAGCGAACAACAAACUGCAAGAUGCGCUCUGCGACGCUUGUAGUGCAGACCUUCCCGAAGUGGGCAGCGCUGACUGGGAAAAAGCAGUCGUCUGCGAUGACUGUGAAGUCGUUUUCUGCAGCGAUUGGUGUUUCGAAAAUGCCAGAGACAUGUAUCAUCCUGCCCUGUGCGGCCAGGACGUGGAAGCUAUCGCAAAGGACGUGCCGCCGGCUCAAGCCGCAGAUUCGCUAUACUCGCUGCUCUUGCUGCGAGCACUGGCCAUGGCGGAAACACAAGAGGUACACCCACUGGAUUUACCAGAUGUACGAUACAUUUGGGGCGACUUCACACCAACACCGGAUGUUGACGCACCUGCAUACCAAGAGCUGGACUCUUCUGCCUCUUGCCUGGUACCACGCACGUUACCAUUCAGCUUCGAGAACAACGUACGUCUACCAUUUCACAUGCUCGAGAAGAUGGACGUGGACAUCUUCGCCAACACUCAGUACGAUGUCUGGGUCUUCAACACGCUCUACGCCAAGUUCCGCGGCACAGCAUCUGCACGCCUUUCAGGUCUCGGUGGUCGCGCGAUUCGAGGCCCUGAAGUCUCCGCCGUGCACCCAAUGUGGUGUCUCGCCAAUCACAGCUGCGACCCAAACGUCAGCUGGGAAUGGGGAGGUGCGAUGAAAUUCUGGGCAAAAGAAACUCGAGCGGCCUGGGUGGGCAAAGACGGAACUCAGACAGUGAUGUCUCAAGCUGGCAUCAAGAAAGAUGAAGAGAUCAUGAACCACUACUGCGACAUCGAGCUUCCUGUUAACGAGAGACGAGAGUGGGCGCGUGGCGCGCUCGGAGGCGAUUGUCUGUGCCCACGUUGCAUAUACGAGGCAGAAGCGACAACGAGCAAGUAACAGCUUCGCCAUACGCAGC